Molecule: messenger RNA, 657 nt
Organism: Tilletiaria anomala UBC 951
Lineage: Eukaryota; Fungi; Basidiomycota; Exobasidiomycetes; Georgefischeriales; Tilletiariaceae
Product: putative HIS3-imidazoleglycerol-phosphate dehydratase
Exons: 3
Coding region: 1-657 (218 amino acids)
Biological process (GO): L-histidine biosynthetic process
Molecular function (GO): imidazoleglycerol-phosphate dehydratase activity
Source: RefSeq, a predicted model, not a curated record
AUGGCCACCGCACGAGCACCAGCGGCGCCUGCCGCUAGUGGCACCUCGGUCCCUUUCUCCGUGCGCUCAGCCACUGUCGAGCGCAUCACCAACGAGACACAGAUCCAAUGUACACUCGCGCUCGACACGCACUCGACGUAUGCGCCACAGGUUAUAGAUGUACAGACGGGGAUUGGAUUCCUGGACCAUAUGUUUCAUGCCCUCGCCAAGCAUGGCGGUAUGUCACUCACCCUAAAAUGCAAGGGCGACUUAUGGAUCGACGACCACCACUCGGCCGAAGACUCUGCGUUGGUACUUGGUGAGGCCUUCAAGCAGGCCCUGGGCCCCGUGAAAGGGAUCAACCGCUAUGGCACCGGUCAUGCACCAUUGGACGAGGCACUGUCCCGCGCCGUACUCGACAUCUCCGGGAGACCAUACUGCGUGGCGGAGCUAGGGCUAAAGAGGGAGAAAAUUGGGGACUUGAGCUGCGAGAUGAUCCCGCACGUCUUCCAUUCGUUUGCAAUCGCUGCCGGCGUCACGCUGCAUAUCGAUUGCUUGAGAGGGGACAACGACCACCACAGGAGCGAGUCAGCAUUCAAGGCACUCGCGCUGGCUAUCAAACAUGCUGUUGCUCAGACUGGUACAGAUGAUGUUCCAAGCACAAAAGGGGUUUUGUGA